AGCGCCUCCUUUUUCCCCCUCCAUUAUAGAUAUAUAUAUAUACCAAACCAACUGCCAUUUGUCUUUCUUAACGCAGUUAUCUCUAUCAGUCGCUUAAUUUUCCCCUCUGUAAAAGACUCUAAACAUGAGCCGACACCCUGCUGUCAAGUGGGCCCAGAGGUCCGACAAGCUGUUUAUCACGGUGGAGUUGCCGGAUGCCAAGAAUGUGAAGCUGAAACUGGAACCAGAAGGAAAAUUCUUCUUUUCUGCAAUUGCAGGAGCUGAUAAUGUACCGUAUGAAGUGGAUCUCGAUCUCUUUGAUAAAAUUAAUGUUGAUGAGAGCAAAACUAGUACUACUUCCAGAAGUAUCGUGUAUCUUGUGAAGAAGGCAGAAGACAAGUGGUGGAGCAGACUGAUAAAGCAGGAAGGUGUACGUCCAGUAUUUUUGAAAGUUGACUGGGACAAAUGGGUUGAUGAAGAUGAAGAGGACACUAAACCUGGGACAGAUAUGGAUUUUGGUGACAUUGACUUUUCGAAACUCAACAUGGGAGGAGGUCCUAGUGAUUUUGAUGCUGAUGUGCCCGAGGUUCACAUUGUUUCUGCAGGAGACGAUGACAGUGACACCGAGGAAGAAGAAGUCAAGGAGGAAGAAGAUAGUGCACAUAAUGAACCUAAGGCAGCAGUGCCUCCAAGCACAGAACCCGAAGCAAAAGCUUGAUGCGUUGUAAUAUCUGAAAAGCGUUUUAACCGCAUGAGUUUUACUGUAGUACUGUUAGUUGUGGUUAGAGCAGUUGUGUAGGAAUUGAUGUUAGUUUAUGUUAUAUUUGAAGGAUUAGACGUUCCAUGUGAUUGAAUUUUGUUAUCAUAUAGCUCUUGUUAUUUGGCAACGUAUGAUGUGUUCAAUCC
This is a messenger RNA of Nicotiana tabacum (common tobacco), 885 nucleotides long. Its product is annotated as co-chaperone protein p23-1. NCBI's taxonomy places the organism in Eukaryota, Viridiplantae, Streptophyta, Magnoliopsida, Solanales, Solanaceae. Gene Ontology annotation, biological process: protein folding; chaperone-mediated protein complex assembly. Gene Ontology annotation, molecular function: Hsp90 protein binding; protein-folding chaperone binding. Gene Ontology annotation, cellular component: cytosol; nucleus. The record is from RefSeq and is a predicted model, not a curated record.